Molecule: messenger RNA, 2595 nt
Organism: Penicillium cataractarum
Lineage: Eukaryota; Fungi; Ascomycota; Eurotiomycetes; Eurotiales; Aspergillaceae
Exons: 3
Coding region: 1-2595 (864 amino acids)
Biological process (GO): regulation of fungal-type cell wall organization; signal transduction; activation of GTPase activity
Cellular component (GO): cell cortex
Molecular function (GO): GTPase activator activity
Source: RefSeq, a predicted model, not a curated record
AUGGUGACCGGCAAGUCGCAGCCAGGCGUUGAGCCAGUACAGCUCCAUGCUACCUCCCCUGACCCGACCGGCUCCAACUCCCCACCUUCCAAGCGAGAUUUGGCAUCUUGGUGGAGGCAGUUCAAACGAAAUACGAGGAAAGAUGAAGUUAAAGAACCACCUCGAGGCAUCUUCGGUGUACCACUGAAUGUCAGCAUCAAGUAUGCGAAUGUGGCCAUCUCUCUGACUGGAGAACAUGGCAAGAGUCAUAUUUAUGGAUACGUCCCUAUCGUUGUGGCCAAGUGUGGCGUGUUUUUGAAGGACCGAGCUACGGAUGUAGAGGGCAUCUUCCGCCUGAAUGGCUCUGCCAAGCGCAUCAAAGACUUGCAAGAAAUUUUCGACUCCCCCGAACGUUACGGAAAAGGCCUCGAUUGGUCCGGAUACACCGUGCACGAUGCCGCCAACGUCCUACGUCGAUACCUAAACCAGUUGCCCGAGCCCAUCGUUCCUCUAGAGUUCUACGAGCGGUUUCGAGAACCUUUGCGUGUGUACCAAAGACAAGCACCUGAUCAAAAGGAGCCGGCCGCGGUUGAGAAGUUUGAUCCCGCCAAGGCUGUCGAGACCUACCAGCGCCUCAUUGUCGAGCUUCCCCCAUUAAAUAAGCAGUUGCUUCUCUAUAUUCUCGAUCUUCUCGCCGUCUUUGCAUCUAAGUCGGAUCAAAACCGCAUGACCUCGGGCAAUCUUUCGGCCAUUUUCCAACCCGGAAUGUUAUCUCACCCGCAGCAUGACAUGUCGCCAGAGGAGUACAAGCUGAGUCAGGAUGUGUUGAUUUUCCUCAUCGAGAACCAAGACCACUUUUUGGUCGGAAUGAGUGGCACCACCCCCGAUGAGCAGCAAGUCAAAGAGGUUGAAGCUGGCCUUCAGCCUGCUCCAUCUUCCAAGGACGUUGAAGGCGGCGUUGGACCUCGUCCCUCACCAACUGCAAACAUUCGACGAUCAGUCUCCAAUGCGAGCGGUAGCAACGAAGGCCACCGCAAGAUCGACAGCAUCCGGAGGAAUGUUUCUGUGUCGUCUCGUAACUCCCGCAACUCUCGUCAUUCAGGUAAUGCUCCCAGUCCUGGCACACCCACCUCAACCUCUGGUGGUGGUGUUCAUCGAAGCAAUACCCUUCCCUCCAAGAUGGGCCCCGUUGUGGCGUCGGCCCGCUUUGCCCGCGUUGGGGAAAGUGGCUCCGCCAACCCUUCGGGUCUCUCUGUUUCGCAUCACAGCUCUCGAUCCGGGAGUCGAGCGCCCUCUGUGCGUGAAGAGGCUGAGCAGCGGAAGCCCAGCACUGCCCCGUCGGGCACUCCCACCAGAAGCACCUUUGUGCAUACAUCAACGCAUGGUCCUAUACCGGUCGCGACGGCCGAGGCGCUUAAUAUCGUCGAUCGUACUGUGCCACAGGACAAUCAUCAAACGCAAAAUCCUCCUCAAAGUCCUCCACCUGCUACCCUCCCACCACAGAGCAUUCAACUCCAGGGUGUAGCUGCGGCUCCACCUCCUCAGGUUGUAACACCGACCCGCGAACGAAAGUUGUCCAACUUCUUUACCAAGUCUCCACCUCCAGAAGGAGAGGCUCGACUGCCGAAUCGUCUCAGGAAGAAGCGUAUUCCAGGCAGCGCAAGCAUCAGUGCACAGAGUUCCACCAACUCCCUUGACCCACACUGGGACACAUCCUUGGAACCAAAUUCACAGCGCAAGUCUUUCGACGGUGCCGUGGGAGAUACUACGCCGAAACCACCCAACACCGCGACGCUGAGCAGCCGUGAUGCAACAUCUGAAUCAACUCCCACCUUAGGCGAUAGCUCCUCGCAUCCCAACACUGAUAACUCCUUGAGGCCACAUCAGUCGCGUACGCCAUCAAUGAACUCUCGGUCAUCCUUUACCGAUCAUUCGGAUUUAGAACAGCCCGAGGAUGGCCCGCGUUCUGACCGUCGAGACAACCGACGCAGCUGGCGGUUCCAUCGCUCGGCAAAACGCAGCAGUGAGCAGAUCGGACUAGGUCUUGCCUCUCCUCCCCUGAUUGCCUCAGAUUCCGGUGCCGAGAAAAGUACCACCUCCUUUGGUAGCGGAUCGUAUCAGAGCAACGAUCCUGCUAGUCAGCCUUUGAGUUUGGAUGCAGGCAUCCAGGGCAACUCAAUUUCUAAUGCUGAACCGGAGAAGAGAAGCUUAUUCGGCAAGUUCAAGGCCAAGAUGGCACAGGUAGUCAAGGACGACCGUGAGCGAGCAAAGAGCCCCAAUCAGAUCGAUAACGACCCAUCCGCUACAAGCUUACCACUCUCCCCUCCCGUCCCCAACCAGGCAAAUGGCAAGCCUCCAGUCGAUGUAUCUGCCGAACAGCCAAAGGAUGAACCCCUUCGCUCGCCGGCGUCCCCACUACCUGGUGCGGGCCUCCCUCCAGCCAUCCCCGAGGAACCGAACAGCCCAGAGGCACCCUCAGCAGCUGCCGAGGAAUUCAAGAAACAACUUGAGCCCGAGUCAACAACAGCUGCUGAAAGCACAACGGUGCCAUCGGAGACAACCCCUGUCACCGAACCGUCGGAAGUAACACCUACCGACAAAGAAACAUCCGCAUGA